CGAGAGCGAUUGUACGCCAGCGCAGCCACUGCUGUAGUACACGGCCGGCCUGGAUCCAGCGUUGGUUGCUAAUUGACAAGCCCUUUUGAUCUACAUGUACUCUUCACACAACACUUUGAAUCCCAUCAAAGGUCGGCUUAGCAAGAGUAGAUAAAGAAUGGCUACUUCAUUCUUCGAAAGCGUGACUGCCUCAACAAAAAUUUGAGAAUUGAUGGGUGUGCAUUGCAGCAAAAAAGGAGUCAGAGUAGCCUCGACUCCACCUCACAGUGAAGUUUCUGCAACACCUUCGCCCGAACUGAUUCCUGAAACUGAACCUCUAACACCUUCCGAAUCCUCAGACUCGAUGACGGAAAAUCCGUUGACAGAGUCUUCUUUCGAAUACAAGUCCCCUCCAAGGCAGACUAGGACAGUGUGGAGCUCCUUCAAACGUAACCCUGGAUCCUCUUCUCCAAAGCGCAGUCGAAGCCUCAGGGUAAAGAAGACUCAUGAUGUUGUGACAUCAGAUACAUUAGAUGUCCAACCCAAUAAGGAAGUGGUGACCCUCGAUAGGCUAGGAGAUGAGGUAGAUACAUGUAGCUCUUUUCGUGGUAGUUUUAGAUCGUCAAAACGUAGUGGAAAAUUUAAGAGAAUGUCAACCAAACCAGGAUCCCCCGAGUGUUCGUCUCCUCCCCCAACAGGGAAUGGUACACGGAUGGAGAGUACCGUCACCCUGGCCAAGGAUGUGAUACAACAGCUGAAGCAGGAUAACACAGAUAAAGUAGUAGAAGCAACCCAACAGCUCUAUAGAAUGGUAGAUGAUGCCUGGAGUACCCCAAAGUAUGGUCGUGACCUGGCUUAUAGCAUCAGCGAUGCAUUGCGAAUAGAAGGGGGAUUAGAUAUCCUCCUCAAAAAUUGUAAAUCAGAUGACAGGGCCUUGCAGCUUAAUUCAGCAAGGCUACUAGAGCAGAUAAUGACAGCAAAUAACCGUGACUUUGUAGUUAGGAAAGGCCUAGAAUCUGUUGUAAAAUUAGCAUGUUCCAGAAAAGAACCUACUCUUCUUCAGAUAGGAAUGGGUAUCUUGGAGAAUCUUUUCAAGCAUUCAGAAGACACCUGCACAAAAGUAAUUGACCGCGGUGGACUGCAGGCUGUUCUCUAUAGCUGCCGAAUGAGUGACAACAUCACUCUCCGUCACUGUGCUGCUGCACUAGCUAAUUGUGCCAUGUAUGGUGGCUCUGCCAACCAGCAGCGUAUGAUUGAAUUCCGCACUUCAGAGUGGCUCUUCCCGCUGGCUUUCAACUCCGACAACAGCAUCCGUUACUAUGCCUGCCUGGCUAUUGCGGUCCUGGCAUCCAAUCAGGCCAUAGAACGACAGGUUGUCAGCUCUGGAACUCUGGACCUUGUGGAACCAUUUGUGACCACCCAUGAUCCUGGUGAAUUUGCAAGGAGUGAUAAGGCCCAUGCUCAGGGUAGAUCAGAGGGAUGGCUUACUAGGCUCAUGCCUCUUCUAGAAUGUAGUAGGAGGGAGGCAAAGUGUCUCGCUGCAUUCCACUUUGCAAUGGAGGCAAUUAUUAAGAAAGAUCAAGGAAGAACUAAGGUAUUCCAAGAUAUCAAUGUGAUAGCAUCAUUACGUCAGGUAGCAAGCAGUAACAAUGAGAUUGCUUCCAAGCUAGCCAUCCAGGCCCUUCGCACUAUUGGUGAAGAAAUCCCGUCCAAAUUAUCCUUCAAUAUAUCAUGCUGGAGUGUGAAGGAAGUUCAGAUGUGGGUCAAAAGCAUAGGUUUUGCCAAUUUCGGUUUUGGAUUUGAAAACCACAAAGUAGAUGGAGACCUACUGCUGACUAUAACUGAGACCGAAUUAAUGAGAGAUAUUGAGAUGGAGAGCAGUCUACUCAGAAGAAGAUUUCUUCGGGAGUUAGGCCAACUAAAAAGCAACUCCAACAGUGGUGACAAGGAACUCUACGACUGGCUGAAGACGCUGGGUCCAGAAUAUCCCCAGUAUACUCACAAUCUGAUGCACUGCGGUAUUGACAUUCAACUCUUACCUUUUGUUACUGAUCAGCACCUAAAAGACGAUGGGGGAAUCACCAAUGGUGUCCAUCGUAUGAAAAUACUCAAGGCUAUACACCCAUGGGCUUUCAAUCCAUAUACCUUCCCCGGUGCACCUGCUAGGAUGAAAAAUAAAGGAAUUACUAGUUUUCAAGGACUUGAUAUCUACCCCAAGGUAUUUGACAGUCCUCAGAAUGAAGAAAAGCAGUUGACUGAGUCAGGUGAUUCUAAGAACCAACCAAGAAAGAGUUUGGAUGUCUUCAUCAGCUACCGGCGAUCUACUGGUUCUCUGUUAGCAAGCUUGCUAAAGGUACACUUGCAGUUACGCGGUUUCACAGUCUUCAUUGAUGUGGAGAAGCUGGAGGCAGGCAAAUUUGACAACAAUCUACUCAACAGUGUGAAAAGUGCUAAGAGUUUUGUGAUGGUCCUCUCUUCUGGCUCUCUAGAUAGGUGCAUGGGAGACAAAGAUCACAAGGACUGGGUCCAUCGGGAGAUAGUGACAGCCAUAGAGUGUAAAUGCAAUAUCGUACCGGUCAUCGAUAACUUCAAAUGGCCUAAGCCUGAUGACUUACCUGAAGACAUGCGUGGUAUCUGUUUCUUCAAUGGAAUCAAGUGGAUCCACGAUUAUCAGGAUGCCUGCAUUGACAAGUUGGAAAGGUUCUUGAAGGGAGAAGAAAACAUGGAAAAAUAUAUUGACAACGAGAUCAUGGCAGUCAGGCAGAUGAUAGCUGGUCAUGGGUUACGAACCAGCAGUGGUGGCAGUAGUGUAUCUUAGCAACGGUAUGAACUCCGGGUGCAGGAUUCACAGUGUUUAAAGUAGAAUAGAUUCCCCUUGUCUUGUGAUAGACUCAUGGGUAGAAUAAUUUGCAUAAUGGACAGUGCUGAUGUUAUAUGUGUAAAACUUUGAACUAUGGAGAUCUUUAUGAAGCACUGUAUAAAAUCUAGAAUAUUGAUGAAUACUCGGUAGUGCAUGAUACCGGGUCUUCAGUGCUGAUCUAAUUUGCCAAUGUGAAUGAUAUAUACACUGCAGUACUAGCAAGAAAUGUGUACCAAUUGCAUAUUGAGCUCAUGUAGAGUGCUAAUAUAAUUUACUCUUCAGUACUGAUGUAAUUAAUGAUUCAUCCAUCAUGAUAUGUUCCAUAGUUAUAUACUGAUGUAAUUUACCGUAAUACAAUUCACAGUUGGAUUCUAAUUUAGUUCACCUCUUUUGGGAAAUUUCACAUGUUACUGUGAUACUAAUAUGGGACUGUAAAAUUCACAGAUUACUGCUUAUGAAGUUUACAUAUUGUGAUGUAUUUCAACCAUUGUGAUAAAAUUCACAUGUUAGUUCUGAUGUAGUUUACCCAUUGGGAUAAAAUUCACAGUUCAGUUCUGAUGAAGUUUAUCCAUUGUCGUAUAGUUCCCAGUUCAAUACUGAUGUAGUUUACCCUAUUCACACAUCCUCAGUACUGAUGUAAAUAAUAAUAUUGAAAAGUUUGUACUGAUGUAGUUUACUCAUUGUGAUAGGACUUGCACUUCAGUACUGACAUAGUUUACUGAUAGUUAUAAAUAUUCACACUUCAUUACUGAUGUAGUUAACUGAUAGUUAUAAAUAUUCACACGUCAGUACUGAUGUAGUUUAUUUAUCGCUAUAAAUUCACAUUUCAGUACUGAUGUAGUUUACGCGUUGUUAUAAAAUUCACACAUCAGUACUGAUGUAGUUAACGCAUUGUUAUAAAAUUCACACUUCAGUACUGAUGUAGUUUACUGAUAGUUAUAAAAUGCACAUCUCUGUACUGAUGAAGUUUACCCAUUACAAUAGAGUUCACAGUUAAGUACUGAUGCAGUUUACUUAUUGCCGUUCUGUAGUAUUGACAAUUUAGUACAGAUGUAGAUUAUCUAUUGUGAUAGAAUUCAGGUAUAAUUACUGAUAUCAUCCACUCACUGGAGAUCCUAUUGGUAAAAGCUAAGUUAAAAAGAUUCAGAGGACUCUACC
This is a messenger RNA of Lytechinus variegatus (green sea urchin), 3997 nucleotides long. It is a transcript of the gene sarm1, whose product is annotated as NAD(+) hydrolase sarm1-like. Gene Ontology annotation, cellular component: dendrite. The transcript is spliced from 10 exons. The coding region runs from base 212 to 2797 and encodes 861 amino acids. The record is from RefSeq and is a predicted model, not a curated record. Lineage: Eukaryota; Metazoa; Echinodermata; Echinoidea; Temnopleuroida; Toxopneustidae. Gene Ontology annotation, molecular function: signaling adaptor activity; NAD+ nucleosidase activity; protein binding. Gene Ontology annotation, biological process: negative regulation of MyD88-independent toll-like receptor signaling pathway; signal transduction; response to axon injury.